Ostrinia nubilalis (European corn borer) is the source of this 5557-nucleotide messenger RNA. Its product is annotated as adenylate cyclase type 10-like. Gene Ontology annotation, cellular component: cytoplasm. Gene Ontology annotation, molecular function: adenylate cyclase activity. Bases 179 to 5557 code for a protein of 1792 amino acids. The transcript has 4 exons. NCBI's taxonomy places the organism in Eukaryota, Metazoa, Arthropoda, Insecta, Lepidoptera, Crambidae. The record is from RefSeq and is a predicted model, not a curated record. Gene Ontology annotation, biological process: intracellular signal transduction; cyclic nucleotide biosynthetic process.
AUUGACAAUGUCAUCAAUACUUCGAAUGAAUGUUUCGGAGUCUAUAAAAAACAUGUAAUAUCGAAAUGUUAUAAGCAAGGCCUAAUAGAUUUGUACAAAUAGGUUAAGUUUAAAGUGAGGAUACAUAUUAGGACGUUUAACCAAAAUUUACGUAAAAUAUACAAAAAGAAACAAAAAUAUGAACUUCCGAAAGGCCCGCCCGCGCUCCAGAAGAAACUCUUUGAAUGUUAUGAACAACACAGAAAAGUGGAAACAAACCAGCAGUAGAAGAUUCUCUCGUCGAGACACCUGUUUCGAUGAAAAUUCAGACGACGACGAUCCAAAAUACGAUGAAAUCAAAGAUUGGGUUGAAGACUUUUUCGAAAGGAAAAGUGAAACUCCUGAGAAAUACGAUCAGGAUGUCGAGGUGAAAUUGACAAGGAAGCAAACGUUAAUCUUGUCCACUUUAGUGCCAGAUGAAAUACUUCUGAUGGACCAAUUUGAUACUCAAAAUCCGUCACGAUUUGUAGGCGUAUUACUGAUGGCAGACGUCUCCGGCUACACUGCUCUCUCAGAGAAAUACAACAAUACAGGAAAAGGUGGCACAUAUCGACUCACUGUCACCCUAAACACGUACCUCGGUGCGUUAACGGAAUUAAUUUACAGUCACGGAGGGGAUAUUCUGAAAUUCGCGGGAGAUGCAUUCCUUGCCCUUUGGAAGACCGACAAAAGAACGUUUCUCUGCCACACGAUUCAUACAGUUAUCGCAUGCGCUCUCAUCAUACAACAUUCGUAUGCCACCUACGAAACAGAUGUUAAAGUCAAUUUAAGAGUAAAACUAGCCAUAUCAGCUGGGAAUUUAAUUUUUUCACCAAUCGGCUCUGGCAUCGACAUGAAUUAUGUCAUAUUUGGAUUACCUGUACUUGAAGCGAAAAUAGCAGAAAGUGUAUGUGCAUCAGGUGAAGUCAAACUUACUUCCACCGCGUGGGGUCAUUGCUAUUCUAGAAACUACGACCACGUAGUACACGAUGAUGGCCACGUUACAAUCAAAUCGAUACUUUACGAUCCACACGAGAAAGAUGUUAUGAAACCUUUCGCUGGCCUUGCACCCUUGAUAAAUCAGAUAAAAAAACCUCUAAGCGCCAUAGAAAACUUCCCAGACUUCUUAUGGGAACCCCCGCAAUACAUGAGUCCCGUGGACGUGGCUCGUAGAAAUGACGCUCUAAGCCUACGAAAAGCUAUUUUGGAGACGGAGGAAACUAACAAAGGGUCAGAAAUUCGUAAAUUUAUGAUACGCCCCGUGCUCACUCAAAUCGAUGCACAUCAACCAUUGGAGUAUUUAACUGAAAUGAGACAGGUUUCAGUGUUAUUUUUAACGCUGAAGCCCAGAGACUGUCCUUUUCUGCAAUUAAUUACGAUUGUGAAUAACGCUUAUCAAAUCACAUGUGAAAUUGUUUACAAGUCUAUGGGUUGUGUAAACAAAAUCAUUCUUUUUGACAAGGACGUUAUGAUUUUAGUAAUAUUUGGGUUACGGGGAUUCAAACAUGAAUCAGAAGCACAGGCAGCACUGAAAUGUGCUUAUAGUAUAAAGAAAUCCGUAUCUGCUCUAGAUGGAGUUCUUGAAGUGUCAAUUGGAGUAACCACAGGUCAAGUAUACUGCGGGGUAGUUGGCCACCCUCUACGAAGGGAAUUUACUGUGAUUGGUGCAAUAGUAAAUAAAGCUGCCAGACUUAUGUGUGGCUUUCGCAAUAAAAUCACAUGCGACGAAGCCACUUUUGUUAAAAGCAAAAUGUCGAGCAAUGGUUUUACUUUACAACCACGAACAGAACUGAAAGGUAUCGUACAUCCUGGUAAAAUAUAUGAAUAUUCAGAGGAAAUAAGAGUCAAGGUGCUAUAUGAUAUACCAAUGACAACUCCGUUACUAAAUCGCAGCGACGAAAUGGAAUACUUUGAAAAUUGGUUAGAUGAUUCCCAUUUGUCAUAUAGGGACUUCGAUGCUUUGCUAUUGGUCGGUGAUUCAAGGAUUGGAAAAUCUCGUAUGCUAGAGGGAAUGGCAAGAACUGCUAAAAAUAAAGGCUUUAAAGUUUGUUUCCUUAAUUUAACUUCAGUGCAUUCAGCUUCACCAUAUUUAGCUUUGAGUCAAAUUGUAAAUCAAAUACUAGAUCUAAAAGAACCAAUAACUGGAUUCAUCAAAGAAGAAAAAAUAGUUCAAUUGUUAAAAGUAUACAGCGAUGACUUAUGUUAUCUUAACCACAUAAUUAAAGUGCGGUUCGCAUAUCAUGAGGGAAUGAAUGCACAAAACGAAGCGAUGAGGAAGGAAAAAGCAAUACAAAUGUUUACUACAUUAAUUAUGGCAAUUGCAGAAACGCAUGUUAUAUUCAUGGAUGAUUUACAGAAUCUGGAUUCCUCGUCGUGGGAAUUUAUCCCUGUCAUGUUUAAAUCAUUGAAAAUGUUUACGGUGAUGUCAGUCACUCGAGGAAAAUUUAGCGUAGUGCAAAAGUGGCUUUACAGUGUGUUUAUCAACAACAGUAUUAGAAAAAUUGUUCUAGGACCUUUAUCUUCUUCGUGGAUUGUGCCACUUGCGUGCCAAAUUUUGGACGUUAACGCUGUGCCAAAUGAUUUAUGCAAUACUCUUCGAUUAAAAUGUAAUGGGAUGCCUGGUCUUAUUGAAAAUUUUAUUGUUCACCUGUUUUCUAAUGGAGCCCUAGAACUGAUGAAAAUUAGCACAGACGAACUUGAAAACUGGAGCGAUGAAGACUUACAGUUUCCUGAUCCGAAAUUAUUACAUCCACAGGCUAUCAACAGCAAAGAUCAAGAAAAAUUGGAUGAACUUAUAAAUAAUGACGCUACCGAAGAAAUAGGAAUAUGCAUUGUUACAGAAAAAGAGCAGUUAAAAACGAACAUCAACGUUCAAAAUAUUGAUGCCUUAGUAAUGAUACAGAUUGAUUCUCUUACUCCAUACCAACAACUCUUACUGAAAAUUGCUUCAGUAGUCGGUAACGUGGUGUCAAGAGAUCUUCUUGAAAACAUUAUGUAUGAAAAUGACGCUUUAACAACUGCAAAAGCAGUGAAACGGCUCUUUGCUAUGAGGAUAUUAUCUUGUGCUAAUGUUAAAACAAAUAAAUGGCAACGAAGAGGUGGAUCUAAUGUAACUAUAACCUCGGUUGUUUCUGAAAAUUUCAAUUUAGUUUGUGACUGCUGUUUUGAUCACGAUGAAGAGUCUAAUCAUAAUCUUCCAAAGUAUGCUUUCUGUCAAGUAAUGAAAUUCCGAAAUAAAAACACUCGAAAAACUUGCUACGAAUUAUUGCCCUUAAACCAGAAAAAAGAGUUUCACUCUCGAAUUGUUCACUAUUUAGAAAAGAAUACACAAAAAUGUUCAGACUGUGGUGGUACUAUUAUGAUAGUUCAAUCAUCAGGGAGUAUUGUAUCAGAUCGGCAGAGUUGUGAUUUAAAUUCUAUUAUGUCGCAUAAUGAAAACAGUGGCAGUGAAUCGGACGAGGAGUUACAAGUAAAUAAUAUUACUACAAUAGGAUCUAAUUCAGAGGAUAUACAAGGACCGAGUGGGAUAAGAAAAUCUAUGUCCGAAUCUCUGAACAAUAAUGGAAAUGUAUCUGAAAAUAUAGGCACAAGAUCAAUAAGCGCAACUCUCGCCAGAGAAAACUCAAAAAGUGCACGAUGCACGUCAAUUUUAAGAUAUAAAAAUGAAGAAGACGAUGAACCUCGACGAAGGUCAACUAAAAGAGUAACAAUGUCUAAUUUAUACUUUAAAGAGGUAAAGUCAAGCGAAAUUGAAGAUGCCAAAAUAUUUGAUAAAUUACGACCAGUUAUAGAAGCCAAAAACACUAGUGAUUGGCAUGAUCUUGGUGCCAUAGACAGUGAUGACGAUAACGACGAUAAAGAUAACAAAAAUAAAAAGUCAUUUACUUUGAACAUAGAGAAAGGAAUAUCCCAAACCAACGUUAGUAAGUGUACAUGUAGUGAAUUAAAUAUCAUUAUAACCGAACAACUGAUACAUCAUGCUCAACAAUCGGAAUUAAGAUCAAAAGCAGUCCAUUUCAUGAUCAAAUUUUGUUAUUUGAAUCUGUUGAAUAAUUAUUAUGAACCAAUUCUUCCGAAAUUAGAAGAAGCUGAAAUGAUUUGUUUAGACAGACAAAGCCGAGAAAAUGCAAUUAGUGAAUUUGAAAGGCGUAGAUUUUUGGGAAGGAUCCACUCAAUACGAGCAGCUACUUUUCUUCUGACUGAAAAAUUGACCGCUGCUAAAUUUGAAAUCGAACUCGCUACACGUAUUUAUCGAAUCAAUCUUUACAAUGUAUCGGAGUUUUUAAAAUUGAGAAGGCUGUUUUCAUCAAUUACGCGCAAAAAUAAACGGCUUAACGACACACUUUUGAAAUCAGAUUCCUUAUUUUGCCUAAACGUUGCAACUUUGUUAUAUUCCACAAUAGAAGACAAAAAAGUGGCCAGAGUAUCUGCAUCACGGGCUCUUGAAAUAGUUCAAGAUAACGACUGUGACGUUAUAGACAUUUGUGAUGCAUUUAGUAAUGCAAUUCAAGUAGAGCUAGAUCGCGAGGCUAUCGACUCCACGGCAGAGAUAGAGCGUUUGGCUUGUCAGGUAUUAAGGAAUUUGCCGCGCCCAAUUAAAAUUGAGGAGUUAUUUGCUGUUGGAAAACUCUUCGUGGCGACUUUCCAUGCCAGAAUGGCUCGUGCUCAACUGGCAGCCACCGUGCGCGCAGGUUUCAGAGCCAUCACUAUUAGUCGCUUCCUUCAAGCUGACAACAUAUCCAUAGAAAUUAUACCCGAUCUUUUUUACGUGUUGCUCGCAAAAUGUCGCAUAGAAGAAGCUGUAGAUGUGCUCCAAUUGUCGCUACGCUUGGGUCAGUAUCAGAUGUCCCACGAUUGCGAGACUUGGUAUUACGCUCUAUGCAUGGAUAUGAUCCUGGAUGCUGGGUUCCAACUGGAGUCACCUUACGAAAUAAGUCGUUACGCAGAAUAUGCUUUGAGCAGAGGUAAAGCGGGAGGACCAAGUCGUCGACGUUUGGUGGUCGGAUUAUGGACUUACUGGUUAAGGGCCGAUUUUGAAAGAAAAGCUAAACGUUUCGAAUCUGAAGCUUUUAGUUGGGCUGAGAACAGCGAAGACGACGGUUCAUUGCAGACAUUAUUAAGCGCAUUGAGACUUGCUGAUGGGAUGUUGGAGAGUCUAGCGAGAAAAGUGGAUGAUUUGCGGAAGGUGGUAGAUCUGAUGGAACUCCGAUCUGUAGCGGACCGAGAACUAACAAGGCUGGAGAAGGACGCUCGUCUCGUGCGAGUCAUGUACCCUCGCUGGCUUCUCUUGAAAGGCAACUCCCUCAACUUGUCUGGUAGAACAGCCGCUGCUAAUAACAAUUUUAACUUGGCGCUGGAGGACGCUCGUCGGAUGCACAACCGUCUUGAACAGGCUCUAGCAACAGCAGCUCUAUCCAACUCGGUGUUCUGGGCCCAGAACGCUCGUUCCUACCGCUUCCCAGCCUGGCAAAGCGCCACCGAACAGGCACAUGCUUCCUGGCACCAACUCCUGUACAAAAUUACCACGACACGACAAUAA